AUGAAGUUUUUCUCUACACUUGUGAUCGCUGUAUCUCUUUUCGAGGCUAGCGCACUUCCCGUUGAGUCAAUUGGGGUUGAGAGUGUUAGUCGCGUCAAGAACGCAGCCAAAGUCCCGCCGUUUACCGGCGGAGUCGCAUUCCCAAAACGACAGAGCGACAAAGACACAAUAAUUAGAGAAAGAGGCAGAAAGGUUCAGAACCCAGCGAGAAUACCUCCCUUCACCGGAAGCCCCGCCUUCCCUGGGAAAUAA
This is a messenger RNA of Colletotrichum abscissum, 252 nucleotides long. RefSeq lists its product as uncharacterized. Lineage: Eukaryota; Fungi; Ascomycota; Sordariomycetes; Glomerellales; Glomerellaceae. The record is from RefSeq and is a predicted model, not a curated record. The transcript is spliced from 2 exons. The coding region runs from base 1 to 252 and encodes 83 amino acids.